Messenger RNA from Alligator mississippiensis (American alligator), 8263 nucleotides. It is a transcript of the gene PYGO1, whose product is annotated as pygopus family PHD finger 1. The transcript is spliced from 3 exons. The coding region runs from base 422 to 1690 and encodes 422 amino acids. NCBI's taxonomy places the organism in Eukaryota, Metazoa, Chordata, Crocodylia, Alligatoridae. The record is from RefSeq and is a predicted model, not a curated record.
GCGCUGCGCGCAGCCCAGGGCCCUGCUCGGCUGACAGCCCCGGCGGCGGCGGCGGCGGCGCGACUCCGGCACAUGCCGGCGCUAUGCAGGGGGCCCGCCCGUCGCGGCGCUCGCGGAGCCCCCGCGCAGCCCCCCGGCCGCUCUGGCCGCCGCCCGCCCCGCGCCGCCGCUGAUUGCCGCCCGCCCCGCGCCGCCCCCGGCCCCGGCGCUGCCCCUGCCCCCGGCCGCCGCGGCGCCCCCGCGCUCCCAAACUUUGCAAAGUGCGGCAGCGGCCCCCCGGCUCGGCGCGCGGCGGCGGCGGCGGCUGCAGCAGGAGGCGGCGGCGGAGGCGGAGGCGCGGGGGGGCCGCGGGCCGGAGGCGGCGGCGGCAGCAAAGAGCCUCGAUUCGCGCGGCGCGGGGAGCCAUGCGCUGCGGGCUGUGAUGUCCGCGGAACAGGAGAAGGACCCCGUCGCGCUCAAGAGGUCCCGAGGUGGUGAUAGUGGAUUGGAUGGGUUAGGAGGACCAGGAGUACAACUUGGAAGCCCAGAUAAGAAAAAGCGCAAGUCAAAUACUCAGGGGUCAUCUUUUCCUCCUCCAUCUGAAUAUGCUCCACCACCGAAUCCAAGCUCUGACCACCUUGUAGCUGCCAAUCCCUUUGAUGACAACUAUAAUACUGUCUCUUAUAAACCACUAUCUUCAGGAAGUCCUUAUUUUAGCAAUCCUGGUUAUCCUGGCUUUGGAGGCUAUAACACUUUCAGAAUGCCCCCUCACAUGCUGCCCAGAAUGUCCUCACCAUAUGGCGGUUCCUACUCACUCAGAAAUCAACCACACCCACUCCCUCAGAACCCCGUGGGAAUGGGUUUUAAUCGACCUCACUCUUUCAACUUUGGUCCCCAUGAUAAUACAGGUUUUGGAAAUCAGCCAGCUUAUAAUAGUGGUCAGAUGCCUCAAAAUGUCAAUAUACCCAGCCAACAUUUCAGACCUAAUCCUGGUGAGAACUUUGGUCACAUUCCUCCACAAAAUUCUAAUCAAAUACCACACCCUGACCUGCCAUCUAACUUUGGGCCUGGAAAUAGUCAAAAUUUCCCAAAUUCCCAGUUAGAUUCAAACCAUUCUUUUGUUCCACCCCCCAGCACAUAUAAUCAAACAAAAACAUCAGCACAAAAACAAGACUUUAGUCAAGGUGCAAACAAAACCUCCAGCCAGAACACUACUACUCAUCAGCAUCACCACAGAACGGAUGAUAUUGUAAAUCAAGGUAACACUGAUUUAAAAACAGUUAAUCGAAACAAUGUAGUAAAUCAAGACAACAACCAUCCUAAUAACGGUGAUAACACUAACAGUCAUACUAAUGGGACUCAGAACAAGUCCCGUCAGGCUAGACCUGCAGCUGAAGGAUGCAACUCUGAAAAGAGCAGCAAAACACCUCUCCAUCCCAGUCGUCAUGGUCAUUCAUCCUCUGAGCCAGUCUAUCCAUGUGGAAUUUGUACACAUGAAGUUAAUGAUGACCAGGAUGCCAUCUUGUGUGAAGCUUCUUGUCAAAAAUGGUUUCAUCGGAUCUGUACAGGGAUGACUGAAUCAGCGUAUGGCCUUCUUACUGCAGAAGCAUCAGCAGUAUGGGGCUGUGAUACCUGCAUGGCUGAAAAGGAUGUCCAGUUGAUGCGCACUAGAGAAACUGCUGGGCCACCUACAUUGAAUACUGAUGGGUGAAGACAUGCUUUGAUGUGGUGAGCUAUAGAAGUAUAGCUGUUAAUUACGUACUUCAUCUUCUGCAGACAAUCAAGCUUUGUUUGAUUGGUUCUUUAUGUAGUCUAAUUAUUUCCACUCAUUAAAUUCCAUCUCAGUUUCUGUACUCUUAGUUUAGGCUUGCGAGUGUUGAAACUUUGAUCAGAAACACUACAAAACAUUUGAAUCUGCAAAACAUGACUGAUGUUUAUUUGAUCACAAGCAGGUUUUGCAUAUUAAAAAUGUAUUUACUGAAUUAUUGAUGUCAGAACUUACGACUCCAUGAAUACAAGGUAGCAGUAAGUUCUGAGCCUUGACAGUACUAUAUAUUUGAAGCAUUAAUUUUGUGACUGUCCACUACUGUUUAGCUGAUGUCAGUGCCAUGCCCCCUUUAAAGGAAGUGGCAUGAAGGAAGAGGAGUAUUUAUGAUUUUUAAUGGUUUUACAGUGAAUGCUAAAGAUUUGAAAUGUGCUUUAAUAUUUCUGAAAGGAUGACAUAUCCUGUUUAUUUUAAUAUUUGUGACAUUUACACUUAAUACAAUGAAACCUCAGCAAUCCUCUCAUAUUCAUAUUUCCAAAAAAAGAAAUGUUUCCUGAUUUCUCAGCAUGUAUUUAGUUGCAAAGGACUUCCAUGAGUUCUUGUGUUACUAUGAAUUCACAAUAUUUACAAAAUAUAUGAUAGAACUGCAUUUAAAAUUAAAAAAUAAAUAUUUUUGUUAAGCUACCAUUCAAAAGUUAGGGAUGUCAUAAUUAAGGUUGUUCAUUCAACCUUAAUUUGGUCGUCUUGUGCGUAUGCACUACGAUACAGCCUGUACUUGCAUUAUCAUGUUCUACCUCCUUUUAAAGCAGCAUUAAGAAGAGCACAGGAAAGAGUAUCUUUCUUUCCUCUUUCAGUGUCCCACACUACAGCAACCCAAGGAAGCUGGGGUGAGCAGUUACAGAGGAAGUCCUGCCUAUCUCCUGCAGCUAUCUGCUGGAGCAUGCUUGGUCUCCCUUUGGGGAUAACUUAUGCAUAGCCCAUUUGGACUUGGUGAGGGGGUGGAGCAUGUUCAGCACAGACCGAAUCUUACAAGAAUUUAGUGUUCCUUUUUUUUUUGGUUGUGUAAUUUGUCAAAAAAUGGGUGAUUUUUUUUCACAGGUAGAGGAAAAGUUACAACCCUGACCCUACAGUGGCCUCUCUGCUGAACUUCCUCUAUGUUCCAAAGUUCUGGAUCGUCUCAACAAAACGGUUUUGAGAUUUUUUUUUUUUAAAUGGGCAAAGAAGCAAUGUAAUUUUCCCUAGUCUCAUUCUCAGAGAGCAGAACCAUUGCAUUUUCCAUGUUGGAGAUGGCCAGCAUGGAAAAUUUCAACCUGAACAAGGUUAUAAACCCCUGUUUUCAGUUGCUUACAAUAAGUGUUGAGAAACCCUAAUUAUAUGCGGUGCUAAAAUGAUAGGCGGUACCUAUCAUUCUUACUCUGUGCUGUGAGGUAUUAUUGUUAUUGAAACCAGACACUUGCCAAACAUCACAAAUGUUAUUAUCAUUGUUUAGACAGUGCUCAGAUACUAUGGUAAUGAGCUGUAUAAGAACCUGUAUAGCAGUGGUUCUCAGCCUUUUUUGUACCAGGACCCAUUUGUAAACAUCAAUGGCCAGAGGUCCUAACCCAGUGCCCUUCACUCCUGACCCGCUGCCCCGAGGCCCCAGCCCCACAGUGUAUAGGGCAGGCACUCUGCCAGCCUGCAAGGGAAAAGCCACAGUAUCCCGCAUUUUUUUUGUUUAAAGGAGAACCCGUUUUUAAAGUCUGUUCAUGACCCUUUCAUAUAUUCUUGUGACCCACAGGUUGAAAACGCUGCUAUAUAGCAUAGAAAUGUCAAAAUACAGAUUAUGUUAUCCUUCCUAUUCAUUAAAGUUAAUUGUUUGCCAAUUUAGUACGUGACCGUGAGGUUCUGAUGUAAUUGUGCUUCUAAAUGUUACUUGGACAUGUGUCCUUUAUAUGUAUGUGUGGACCCCCUUUAAUUUUACAGGUUACACAUGAAUAGUUGCUAGAGAAAAGGCUAGUUGAGGAGAGAGGUUAAGUAUGAAUGCCCAUCAUCCAUGGGUUUGUUUGCUCCCCAUCUUGUGUACAGCUUGUUUACAUUCAGAAGAGAGCUUCUGCAGAAUCUGGGGGAAAAGAGAUCAUGUCCAGAGACGAUGGUACUUCUAAACCUUUUUAGAGUCUAGCAAGGAGAUGUGAAAGAGGCUUUUGGGAAAAUUUGGACCUCUGUUGGUAGCUAAUUAUUUUUAUCUGCUACUAAGACUAAACUUUAGUUGUUUUUUUAAAUUAUUUUACUGGCUUGAUCACGUAGAGGAGAAAUCUGUGCUUAAAAAUGUAUUUGUGUAAUUUCUCAGCAGCUUACCUCCUUCAGUUCUAAUUUGGUAUUUGAAGUGGAAAUUUAAAACCCAAACCUUGUUUGUAUACAGCUUUUGUCCCUGGGGUGAGGAUGCUGUCAUUGCACAUGUGUUGUUGGUGAUACCAUAUUUUCUUCUAGCUUUCUAAACAAAUAGAAGAUUUUAAUAUUUUAUUCUCCGACAUCCACUUAGGAUUUUACAUUCUGGUGUAAGAGUCAGAUGUUUUAUUUAAAAUUAACACUAUAUGUUCUGGCAACCUUUCCCUACCUAUCCCAAUAUUUCAGAUUAGUUAAGGGCUUCUUAUCUGGUAAGUUAUUUCAUCAAGACUGCAGUAUUCAUACACAUGUGGUUUGGUGUUUUUUUGGCCAUUUUUGUAAAUAAUCUGUUAUAUACCUUGUUUUUGUAAGAACUUAGCUUGUGUAUUUGUGAAACUUAAUUCUUACAGCUGGUUCCAGUUUUCUAACUGGUAAGCAGUUUUUGAGGGAGAUUAAAACUGGUGAGUUUUAAUGAAAAUAUUCAGUUUGGCAAAUAAAAGGUGUUAGCAGAUGUUAUCUUCAAAGUAGCAAAAUUAAAAAGCUAGGAUAGCAUUGAACCAAUGUGGUUUUGAUACACCUGAGGGAUAUUUACAAAGAGAAAAGGUACUCUUUCUCUCUCUGUCUUUCCGGAAUAAAUUAACUCAGGGCUGUUCAUCAUCUACAUGGCUGGGCCACAUUCCUUGCGAGCUGCAGCAGUGAGGACAACACACUACCUGGGCCACACACCAGUGUGAGCUGCACCAUGCAGGUGCCCAAGGCCGCAAACUACCCUAGCACUGUGAUGUGUGCCAUGUCACUAUGCCCCCUGGGGUAUAGUGCAGAAGGGAAGCAGAAGGGGAAAAGGGGCACCUGGAGCCCCUGGCUGAUGCCAGGGGCUGCAAAUUAACCUCUCAUGGACUGCAUGUGACCCCCAGGAUGCCAGUUAGACAGCUCUAAAUUGCAGUUCAAGGAUGUACGGGAAAAAGAACAGUUAUGUUUAUAGUAGGGUAGUAGGAAUGUGUCAGCUGUUUAGAAUUAGAACCAUGCUAGCUAUGGGAAAGGGGGAGUUAUAAUAUAGCUGACUUUUUUUAUACUUUUCAUGAAACCAUUUAUAUUGAGGUACCAUGUUAACCUUUCAAUAUUGAUAUUUUAGAUUGUACUGGUGCUGUAUGCCAAAAUAGUGUAUGGAUUUUGUAAAUCUGCAAACCUGAAGAUUUUUUUUGUGGAAAAUGGAGGAUGCUGAUCAAUCCCACAUCCUUUUUAAAUGGCUCAUAAUGCUGUUGGAUAGAAUGAUUUUGCAGUAGCAUGGCUGUAUUGCCCGAACUAUUGAACUUUAUUACAGGUAAAAUAAAUACCUGGAAACAUGUUUAAACAGCCUUUACUACUAAUAUGCUUGUUUUUGCCUAAGAACAUUUUAAAUGUGCAGAUAUUUAAUGUACCCUAUUGUUUUGUAAUUAGUGAUGGGAUAGGAAAAUGGGUGUCAGAAAUCCCAUCCUUUUCUCUUACUGAUCUCUCUGUAAUCUCAGACAAAUUCAAUGUAUGAUCUACAUUGUAUAUUGUCCAUCUCACUCUUCAUCCAUAACAUAGGAGUAAUACUUACUUCAUAUGGGUGCUGAGAAGUUUAGUUAUAUGAUAAUUGCAGAUGAAAGGGAGUAGAGAAGUUGAAAGUAGUGUUAUAACAUCUUUAGUGUUUGCUGUGUUUAAAAUGUGUAAUUUUCAGGGUUGCUCAAAGAAGAGCAUAAUUUUAAAUCUGUAUAAAAUUGUUGCUUAUAUAACAAUACUGUAAAAUGCACUUUGAGAUGUACUUAACCCUGAGCAUGAGAGUCAUUCUAAUAUAGUCUAUGGAAUUACAUGCUUACAGUUAACACUCAGAGUGUUUGCAGGAUCAGGGCCUUUGUUUGAACUUGAUCAUUUUUUUAGAGAUUCUUAAAUUGACUGCAUUUUUCCGUUUGAGAUUUUAAAAAAAUCAAUGGUGUUCACAUUUAGCACCUUUUUUUAACAUUGCUCUUUUUUCCAACUUGAUAGAAAUUAAUAACUUCUGCAUAAAAUAUCUUCUCAUUUUAUAUAUAAUUGCCUGCCAGUAAAAGUAGCUGUGUAACAUUUUAUAAAAAAGAAAGUCAUGCUUCUUAUCAUGUUGUAUGUGACUUAAAUGACUGUUUCAUAUUAAAACUAGUCCUUCCUUAUGUACUGCUUACAUAUACCUGUUUUGGGAUAUCAGUUCAGUACUUUUAUACAAUCUUGAAUGUGUUCCACAUUGGUGACAUGUAUUUUUGCAACAACUUUUUUUUUUGGUUAUAAAUUAGAGCAUGUCUGAAGUAAUACAUGCAUUAGUGCUGUGGUGUGUGGCAAAGUUAAUGUAUGUAAUUCAAAUUGGAAAAAAGUUUCCAGACUUUGUCCAACAUGAACCCUAUAGCAAGGGAUUAAAUUACUAUGUAAUACAAAUUAUUUCAUAUCAUGAUGUGUUUUAAGCUACUCUAUGAAGUAUGUGAAACAUUAUUGUUUAUGGAUUGGUAGCUGGCCUGGUAUUCUUGCUAGAAUGCGGUGUGGUAGAUGGUAGCAAUUCAUGAUAACUAAUACAGUGAAUACUUUUCAAAACACAGCAUUUAUGUACAGUGUGAUCUUUGCAUUUUUGCUAUUAAGUGUGUCUUGUUCUGAUUUUCUUAAUGUAUCAUUGACAAAUGGGUGCACAUUUGGUUGUAUAUAACAGGUGUGACAAUCCAAUUAUAUCACUUAGUUUGUGGUUUAAAAAACCUUUUUUUUUUUACCUACUGGACAUAGACUUAAAAAGGCAGGAGGCAGUUGAUGCUGAUGUAUUUUAAACUUAUUCUUAUAAUGGUUUAAUUCCAAGGUUUUUUCAGGAUUUGCUAUAUUAGAAUAGCUUAUUCUUUAAAAUUAGAGAGAAUUAAGUGUACUUAAAGCAAACUCUAAAACAAGGCAAUAUAACUAUGAUGUGCUAUGUUCUGAACGUGAGUGUUCUCUAGUUUACAUAAGAUGUAUUUCUUGUAGGGUGGUGUUUUUGCUGUAUGAAAAUCAUAAUAAAGGGUCCUACUCAGGCCAUAAGUACUUUUAGGAUUUGAUCCUGUGAAAUUCUGAGUGUCCCAACCCUUAACUCAAUGAACUGGGAGUGCUCAGCCCAUAGCAUAGGAAGUAUUAAUAUGGUUCUGUAUUUUGGCUAAUCUAGGUGUACAAUCCUGUACAGCCAUCUGCAGAAAUGACACAUCCCAAGAGUUUAAGAAAUACCUCUUUCUUGCAUUUCUGAGUUUCGCCUAUAUCGUGUAUUUCAGUUACUGUCUGGUAUUGAAAAAUGCUUUAACUCUUGGGGCUGACUCCAUAAUUAUUUCAUCUUCUUCUUUUUGAAGACUGUUUCAUGAAUUUCUGUGUCAGUGAUAACUGAGGGUGAAUGUUGAGUGGAAAAAAAGAUUGAGAUGUGACUGAAGUUUCAGAGAAAGGAGGUUUAUAUUCUUUUGGAUUUUUAGUCACGGAUAAGAUUAUUUUGGUGCAGAGAAACGUAAUUUAAGCAAUACUCAAUGUUCAGUAUUAUAAUUUAUGAAGAAUUAAACAAAAAUAUUGAUAGUGCCAAGGAAUGUCUUUUAUAUUUUCAGGCAUUUGCCUUCUCUAGUAUAUCUGGAUAUCCAACAAAAAUCAUGUUAAAAUUUGAACUUCCAUGUAAUAUGCAGAGGAUAAUUGUACUUUUCAGCUUUGUUAUAUUUGUUUUUUCUUUCAUUAGGUAAUAGUGAAUUUUUUUAGCUUUAAAAUGCAAAAUAUGGUGAUUGUGGAUUUUUAAAAUUUUACUAGCAAUCAUUUCUCACAACUUGCAUGUGUAGACUUGGGUAUUCUAUGUCUUUCAUGCUUUCUGACUUGUCCUUUGUUUGCCUUUUCCCUUUCAGUGUUAAAGUUGCAUUAAAAAAUUAAGGCAAACUACAGAUCUACUGCCUUGCAUAGGAUGCAUAACAUGAGCUUAUAAAUAUUGUUGACACCUUGUUUUUAAAACCAGAAAAAAUGUUAUAAUUGUCAUGUUUGUCUAGUAGGAGGUGUAUGCUGCUUAUCAGAAUGUAGAUCCUGCUUUGAUAGAAAAUGUAUAUGGCAGGUUUUCUCAAAUGCUGCAUGUAACUUUGUUGCUUUUCCUGUUGUUCGGCUUCAGUUUCUUUCAAAAUAAAGCUAAUUUCCGAGGGGAAAAAA